Molecule: messenger RNA, 2865 nt
Organism: Malania oleifera
Lineage: Eukaryota; Viridiplantae; Streptophyta; Magnoliopsida; Santalales; Ximeniaceae
Product: putative disease resistance protein RGA3
Exons: 1
Coding region: 55-2865 (936 amino acids)
Biological process (GO): defense response to other organism
Molecular function (GO): ADP binding; protein binding
Source: RefSeq, a predicted model, not a curated record
ACAUAUUCAGUUUCCUUUUUCCCUUUCUUGUUCAGUCAACCACCAUCUCCAACUAUGGCUGAUGCUCUUGUUUCUGCAGUGCUGGGGCAGUUGGUUUCAGUCAUGCAGCAGGAGAUGGAAAAUGAAGUGAGGCUGGUUGUGGGCGUCGAAGAGCAGGUCCAAAGGCUCACCUCCACUCUCGAGGCCAUCGGAGCCGUUCUCACAGAUGCCGAGAAGAGACAAGUCCAUGAAGAAGGGGUGAGACUCUGGCUAGAGAAGCUCAAGGACGUAGCCUACGAUGCGGAGGACGUGUUGGAUGAGUGGAGGACUGCGAUUCUCCAAUUACAACUUGGUGAAAAAGCUGAAACUGCUCCAAAUAUUCCCAGGAAGAAGAUAUGCUGCAAAAUUCCUUCCCCUGGUUUUUGUUUCAGUCGGGUUGUUCUGCGUCGUGACAUAGCCCUCAAGAUCAAAGACAUAAAUGGUAGGCUGGAUGCCAUUUCUAAAGGGAAAGAUAGGUACAGUUUCAUCCCUAAAUCCACAAGGGCUGUCGCUGAAGAACCCGCGCGACCGAGAUCUGCAUCUUUUGUCGAUGUAUCGAGAAUAAAAGGUCGAGAUCUAGACAAGGACGUUAUAGUGGGGAAGUUGUUGGGUGAGAGCAGUCAGGAAGAUAAGGGUCUCCAACUCAUUUCCUUGGUGGGCAUGGGAGGGAUGGGGAAGACGACUCUUGCUCAAUUAGCCUACAAUGAUAAGGCAGUGAUAAGUCAUUUUAAGAAGAGGAUUUGGGUGUGCGUGUCAGAUCCCUUUGAUGAGGUAAGGAUUGCUCAUGCAAUUCUUAAGGCUCUGGACGAAGAGAGUGACUUGAAAGUGGGUUAUGCUAGUUCUCUUGACUGGGAAGGUUUGCCACAGCGCAUUCACAAAUCUAUCAUGGGAAAGAGGUUUCUUCUUGUGCUAGAUGAUGUGUGGACUGAGGACUACAGGAAGUGGGAACCACUGGAACACUCUCUCAGCAAUGGCGGCCGGGGUAGUAGAAUCUUGGUGACUACACGCAGCGAGAGGGUUGCGAAGAUGAUGGGAAGCUCCUGUGUGCAUUCCUUGAAGGCAUUGUCGGACGAGGAGUGUUGGUUGGUGUUUAGUCAGAUAGUAUUCUUCGGGAGGAGUAAGAAGGAUUCUGAGAAACUAGAAAAAAUUGGGAGGGAAAUAGCAAACAAGUGCAAGGGCUUGCCACUUGCUGCAAAGACUUUGGGAAGUCUCAUGCGCUUGAAAGACAAUAGAGAAGAUUGGCAGCAUGUUUUGGGCAGUAAAAUAUGGCAGCUGGAAGUUGUUGAAAAACAUCUUUCCCCUGCUUUGCUGUUGAGUUAUGAUGAUUUGUCUCCUGCAAUGAAACGUUGCUUCUCAUAUUGUGCCAUCUUUCUGAAAGAUUGCGAGAUUGAGAGGGACAAUUUGAUUCAACUGUGGAUGGCACAAGGUUUUCUUGGCACGGAAGGAAGUUUGGAGAUGGAGAGAACUGGCAAAGAUUACUUCCAAAACUUGGCAAUGCGCUCUUUCUUCCAGGAUUUUAAAAAAGAUUCGUCUGGCAGAAUAAUCUCAUGCAAGAUGCACGAUAUAGUGCAUGACUUCGCUCGGUUCCUUACGAAGAAUGAAUGUGUUCUUGUGGAUGCCAACAGCAAAGAACAGCUCAAGAUGGACUUGUCUUGUGGAAAAGCCCGUCAUUUAACGGUAGAAUGUGAAGCAAUGGCCCCAUUUCGUUCCACCAUUUACAACACCAAAAAUCUACGCACCCUCUUGCUAACCUUCUCAAGAAUGUUCAUAGCCCCAUGUGAUCCGUUUGAUCAUAUGGCAUUUGUUCGGGCAUUAGAUUUGAGUGGUAAUGCAAUUGAAGUUCCACUCGAAGUAGGGAGAUUGAUACAUUUGAGGUACCUUAACUUAUCCAAUAAUUCGUUUGAAGAUUUGCCAGAAACAUUAUGCAACUUGUGUAAUUUGCAAACCUUGAACCUCAAUUGGUGUCCCGAUCUGAAAAAGCUACCUCAAGGAAUUGGGAAACUAAUUAAUUUGAGACAUCUUCUGAUUUUGAAAACUGAAAGUCUAAGAGUGUUGCCGAAAGGCAUCGGUGGGUUAAUCUCCCUUCGGACAUUAGAAGGUUUCUGUGUCGGUUCUGGUGAUGAUAGUGAAGCAUGUAAGAUUGGAUAUCUGAGAAAUCUGAACAACCUUCGAGGGAGCCUUAAAAUAAGUGGGUUGAAAAAUGUGGUAAAAGCAUGGGAAGCUGAGAAAGCAGAAAUGAAAAAGAAGAAUGGCCUCCACUAUUUGAAAUUGAAAUUCUCUGGAGAGGGUGAGGAUGAAAUUAAGGAUUAUGAGGUACUUAAAGCCUUACAGCCACCCCCAGACUUGGAAUGUUUAGUGAUAUCUUUUUAUGGAGGCACCCGGAUACCCAACUGGAUUACCUCAUUGACUAACCUGCGAGGACUUAACAUCAAAGGCUGUAAGAACUGUGCGUGUUUGCCUCCUCUCGGGAUAUUGCCAUCACUUGAAUUACUUAUUAUACAGGGCAUGGCUAUUUUGAAGAAGGUGGGUCUUGAGUUUUUAGGAAUACAGAUUGAUGAUGAUGACAGACAAGAGAAAGGUGCUGACAGCACAAUUGUGUUUCCGAAGUUGAAGGAACUCGUCUUUAGUGGCAUGGACGAAUGGGAAGAGUGGGAUGUGGGAACAAGAUUGGGCAAAGGAAUAGAUAUGAAGGUAAUGCCAUGUCUUACGUCACUAGGAAUUGAAGACUGUCCCAAGCUAAAGGCGCUGCCGCAGUACCUUCAGAUGACCACACUAAAGGAAUUGGAGAUUAGGCGGUGCCCUAUUUUGGAAAAACACAACCUCGAAGAGCCAAGUUCUGAACUAUAA